AAUGAUCGUGCCGGCCGAGACGGCCACCAGAGUCGACGUCUGCAUCGUGGAACUGUGAGGAGAGACCGAGGAGAAGAAAAUUCCGAAAGAAUUGGAUCAGAUCAACCACAGUAAACAAACAGUGGACAGGAACCGGCUGGAUGGAGGUUGCAACUGCAGGACGGACUGACGAGAGCCAAAAGCUGGAGCUGCCGCGAUAAUUUUGACGCGCGGGAUCAUUGUUGUUCCGGGGCUCGGGGUUUCUGUCCCGGUUGAGCUCUGGGGAUAGCAUCACCUCUGCCCCCUGGCCCAAGCACCACACCCACAGAGACAGAAUCCCCCCCGCGUUAUCGGUAUGGAGGGACGUGGAUUGACUCUGCGCAGCAAGCGACGGCAGCGGCCCCAGAUCAGUGCGCCACAGCCCAUCUCGGGUCCCCUGCCAGCAGGCAGCAAAGCGGCUGGUCCUGGCACCGGGGCGGCGGCGGCGGCAGCGACGACGACAGCUGCUGCUGCUGCCGCCGCCGCUGCAGCGACGACAGGGACGGCAGCACCGCCGGUGACGCAGCGGGAUCGUACACCGUCGAAUGCAGCGACUUCGGACCUGGUCAAGCGAAGGUACUCUGCCCGGUUUAACCAGACACCUGAGGUUGACGCUCCACCGGUGCCGGUACUGCCGCCCAACGCAGCCGCCUUUGGGGGGGUGGACACGGUAACGGGAAGCGACAAGAAGACGGAUGGCCCCUCCUCGCCUAUCACGGUUGAUCUCAAAGCUCUGAGAGAUCCGAGUUUGCCAGUUGAUCGCUAUGUGGCCCGUCUGCUCGCCAACGCGUCGGAAGAAGACAUCGAUGAUUACAAGGCAAGCCUGCGGAAGGUGAAGAACCGCACGUCGACCGAUCUACAACAGAAUGUCUACCAGAAUCGCACGCAGUUCAUCAAGAUCAGCAAGGAGGCCGAGAAGCUGAAGGGCGAGAUGCGGACGCUGCGGACCCUCAUGGCGGAACUCACGACGGCUCUGGGACAGACAAGCAUUGGGGACUCGCCAAACCCGAUGUCUCCGUCAGCCGAGGAUGAUUACAUACCGAAACGCAGGGCCAACCGCAGCUCUGUGGCCAAUCUGGAGAGCAUGUGGAACGCCCAGCUGCAGACCAUGUGGAAGACGGUCGAGGGCUCGCAGAAGUUCCUGCCCGCCAUACCCGGCCGUCACAUUGUCAUGGAGACCGGCAACUGGGUAGAGCUUGACUCGGCGACCUGGAAGCCCCGGCGCCGUGUGCACAUCAUCCUCCUGAAUGAUCACCUGCUGGUGGCGGUCAUCAAACGGACGAGGGUCGACCAGAACGACCAGAACAAAAACAGCCGGAGCCCCGCGUCCACCCGACUGGUAGCAGAAGAGUGCUGGCCGUUGCAGGACAUCGAUAUGAUCGACCUGGGCUCCAAUUUAGGGUCGGGAGCCUCUCGCGCCGAGGCGGAGGAUCGGGGCAUUUCCAACGCCAUCAAUGUUCGGGUCGGCAACAAGCCGUUCACCUACCGGCACGACAAGCGCGACAGCCCGGCCAAGAACGAACUGCUAGCAACCUUCCGUAAGACGGUCGAAGAUCUCCGGCGGACGAUGCGUUCCGAGACCGAGUCUGUCGGGAACCAUCUGGGCGGGCGGCAGACCUCUUCGUUUGGAUCCAAGACGAGCCUCGAGGCGGCCGAGUUGCCGCGCGACAAGUCCGAGGUGCGCAUUGACGUGGACGGCAAGCAGCAGAAUCUGCGGUGGGUAGAGGGCCAGAUCGACGAGCUAGACAUUGACAUUGCGCUGCAGCGGUUCGAAGAGGCCGCAGCGACCAUAGAGCGGCUGCGCAAGCUAGCGCGCGGCCUCAAAGGAAACACGAUCGCGCAGGACGUGAUCAUCGGGAAGGUGGAUGAGCGCGCGGCCAAGCUGGCGAGCGUGUUGAUGCGGACGCUGGUCGAAACCCACUCGUUCCCCCUGGCGACCAAGACCAACGUCGGCUGGCUCACGCGGCUGGGCUUUGAGAACCAGGCGCGCGAGGCCUAUCUCAAAGCCCGCACUGAUAUUGUCACCAAGCGAAUCAGGCAAUGCAUUUUUGAAGGCGACCUCCCGCUGUAUAUCUUCCAGAUCUCGUUCGUGUACUUCACCCUGAUCAAGAACACGAUCAGCAUCUACCAGCAAUGCUUCCCUGCCGUGAUGACCAGCGCAUGCAUCAAGUGGGCCAAGGAGCACCUCGACGGCUUCAACGCCCUGCUGAGCCGGCAGCUGAGCAGUGUGCAGCGCGGGACCAGCGUGUGGCAGAAAUGUCUGGAUAUCGUACACGAGCAUGUCUCUCUCUUGGCCGAGGUCGGGGUCGACUUUAGCGAUCUGGUAGCCAAGGAUUUGCCAACGAACUGAUACCACACUGCACUGCCCUUGCUCCACGGGCAUCUACGUUGACAUUUCCAUCGGCUCAAGUCGUCGUCACCCUCGCUUUCAUGUUCGUGUAUAUAAGAUAGCAAAUUGGCUUGGGUUUAACUACUUGCUGCCUAUAUUCAAUCGGAACUUGGUAUAUACUUUUCAUUCGUCAAUGUCGGGAUGUCAGUUUGUUGUAAUUGUAUAUAUAUUCCACAUAGCCAUCUGCUUGUGCAUCACUCCACAAUGGAAUAGUGAUUAAAAGAUCCA
Messenger RNA from Penicilliopsis zonata CBS 506.65, 2635 nucleotides. RefSeq lists its product as hypothetical. The record is from RefSeq and is a predicted model, not a curated record. Bases 335 to 2368 code for a protein of 677 amino acids. Gene Ontology annotation, biological process: Golgi to plasma membrane transport; intracellular protein localization; exocytosis. The transcript has 3 exons. Gene Ontology annotation, cellular component: exocyst. Lineage: Eukaryota; Fungi; Ascomycota; Eurotiomycetes; Eurotiales; Aspergillaceae.